AUGUCCGCCACCGUGUACCUCAUCAGUCCCCUCAAAUACAGGCCUCCCUGGACAAUUCUGACGCGACCUGACCACUCGCCGGAUCUCGCCAGUAGGCUAACUCGGAUGCCAUUGGAUCCCAUUGAAGUAAACUGGGAUUGGUCGAAUAGCCAACUGCCAGUCACUUAUGAGCAUCAGCCAAUCAUUCGGCAAUCCUCGUUCUCUGUUUCUGGCACAAUCAUUCGAGUGCGCAACACAAACGUCUUCAAACUUCGACACUCAGUGUAUCUGGUCGCCCUCAAUGUCCGAGGAAGCAAGCAGGAAAUCAUGCUGCUUUUGUUCUCACACUGGACUUGUUCGGCGUUGAUGUGUGCUGUGUCUCAGAAACAAGAAGCAAGCGCGGUGGCUGAGCUAACCUCCCCAUUAUUCUCCACCCGCUUCCGAAAACGCGCCUCUGGCUAUGCAGCGGCUGCUGCGGCGGGAUGUGCGGGGGUUGGUAUCAUCCUAAGUCACCGUGCGGAAGUAUCAUUACUUGACUGGAUACCUGUUGAUAGUCACCUCUGUGCGGUUUGUCUGGCAACGUCUGUGAAGAAGUGCCACAAGCGGGAAGUUGAUCGAUGUCCAUUUAUCUUGUCUGCUUACGCUCCAACUUACGAUAGCUCCGACGACAUCGAAGACAGGUUUUACAACUCUGUCUCACUUCGGCUAUUAUGGCCAAUGUUCUUGACCUAUCCAGAUGUGUCUCCGGAUGGAUCUCCAGUGGGAGAGUAUUAUGACUUCACGAGGUUCAUAAAUUUCUCGGGGGCGGGAUGGCUCAAGUUGUUGGAGCGCGAAUUUAGUGACCAGAAGUUCCGUGGUUCGAACUCGACCUCUACCUCUCGACUUCCUUGUCUAGGCUUGGGCAACCUGACAGAUUGUGAAGAGAGUGAGCUGUUCUCCGCGGAUGACCAGCAUGUCGCUGUUUAUGGAAGCAGCAAUGUCGUCUUCCCCCGGAAGAACGGGUUAGAAAAGGUCGGUCCUAAAAACCGCACUCUCCAAACGGUUGAGAUGACCACCGGCGCGUUAUUCAGUACGGCCGAAAUACUUUUAGAACUGGGUCCUCAACCAAAGCCUUUGGCUCAAAAGCCUAACCGCAAGGCAGCGGUGUUUGGCGGGAAAUGCAAAUGCAUUAUCAUUUCUACGGAACAAGUCGCCAUACAUGUUCCAACCCCCAACCUGGAGGUCCAGGAGACCGUGUUUGUCAGACCUCUAACCAUUGACCAACCUGGUAUGAGAGACUCUAUCACCCAGUAUCAGAGCGUGAAAUAUGACAUUGUUCCGUUGUCUCCCCUGUCCAAAUACCGACUAUCUUUUCAACACACGGGAUUCCUCUACCUGAACGGCUAUUUCGCCUUGUCGGAUUUAAUGUUCAAUCUGCACAUUAAGGUCAUCUUUAUUGGCUUCAUCAUUCACUUCACAGGUACCCUCCGCCGAAAGGUAAUGGUUUUAGAUCUUGACGAAACGCUUAUUCACUCGGUGCACGACGGCACCCUUCGACCCACAGUUCGGCCUGGAACACCGCCAGAUUUUGUGCUCAAAGUUGAUAUUGAUCACCAUCCCGUACGAUUUUCCGUUCACAAGCGACCUCAUGUGGAUUUCUUCUUGAAUGUAAUAAGUCAAUGGUAUGAACUAGUAAUCUACACAGCUAGCUUGGAGAUAUACGGUGCAGGUGUCACAGAGCAUUUGGACAACGGGCGACGUAUUCUGCAGCGAAGGUUCUACCGACAACAUUGUACCUACGACAACGGUAGCUACUCUAAGAAUCUCUCUCUCAUCACAUCUGAUCUGGCUUCCAUAUUUAUUUUGGACAAUUCACCUGGGGCGUAUCGAUCCUACCCAGUAGGGCAUCUGGCGUCACUGAUUCUUCGUCAUGUUACGGUGGCACGCGAGUCCUUGACCCGUGAGCAUCAAGCAGAAUUUCGACCGGGUGGAGACUGCGUUGAUCACGUCUUUACACUCCGUCAGAUGUUAGAACAAUGCCGCAUGUACAAACGACCCACAUUCCUGGUGAUCCUUGGCCCCAAGGGUGCGUUCGAUUUUGUCGGUCGGUCAGUGCUGUUAACUAUAUUUGCUCCACAUGGUAUACCCCAGAAAUUUGUGAACAUGAUCCGAUCCUUAUAUUCGCAAGUUCAUGGUGAGCUCUCCAAAAACUUCCUUACAAAAAGUGGUGUCCGACAAGGAUUUCCACUCUCUCCGUUCUUGUUCAAAUUCGCCGUUGAUGGGUGA
Molecule: messenger RNA, 2244 nt
Organism: Opisthorchis viverrini
Lineage: Eukaryota; Metazoa; Platyhelminthes; Trematoda; Opisthorchiida; Opisthorchiidae
Exons: 9
Coding region: 1-2244 (747 amino acids)
Molecular function (GO): protein serine/threonine phosphatase activity
Source: RefSeq, a predicted model, not a curated record